This is a messenger RNA of Cokeromyces recurvatus, 1387 nucleotides long. Its product is annotated as single-stranded nucleic acid binding R3H. The transcript has 4 exons. The record is from RefSeq and is a predicted model, not a curated record. Lineage: Eukaryota; Fungi; Mucoromycota; Mucoromycetes; Mucorales; Mucoraceae. Gene Ontology annotation, molecular function: nucleic acid binding. The coding region runs from base 118 to 1023 and encodes 301 amino acids.
UUUUUUUUCACCCUCUUCUCUUCUUUUUUAUUUUAUUAUUACAGCUUAAUUUAUUUAGUCUCAAAUAAAGAGCUUUAAUAUUAUUAAAUAAAAGAAACAAGCAAGCAAACUAAUUUAAUGUCAAUUACUAUACCAUUUUAUAACAUGGAUAAUCAAGAUGAUCAGCAACAACAACAACAAUCCCAAAUUCAACAAGAUGUAUUCCAACAACAACAGCAACAACAACAUUAUCGCAUGUUAGAUGUUCCUGUUGAACAACAACCUUAUUUAUCUCAAUACAAUAAUAACGCAUAUUUUCAAUAUAACAAUAAUCAAUUGUAUAAUACUAAUUAUGGUACUAAAUUUAACGUUAAUCCUUCUCUUUACUAUCCUCAACAACCCCAGCCAUCAUAUAUUAACACUUCAGCAUAUCAACAGCCACAUCAACCAUUUCAUCAACCUAUAUUACAACAGCUUAAUGAUACUGUUAUUCAAACUGAACCAGAUGAAUUCAUUAUUGAUUUAUUAAAAAAGCCUCAAGAAAGACUAUUUUUAUUGAAAUUAGAAUUGGAAUUAGAAGCAUUUAUUAAAGAUGAAAAGAGAUUUCGACUUGAUUUACCCAACAUGAAUUCAUACCAGAGAUUAAUGGUACAUCGUUUAGCUCCUUAUUAUAAAUUAAAUCAUUACCAUAACCCUAUGCUAAAAGGUGUCUACGUUUGCAAAACAUAUCAAACAGAAUUACCAUCUAUUCGAUUACCUGACAUACAAUUAGAAAACUAUAAUAAAAAUGAAAAUAUAGAAUCAAGUAUUAAUGAAGACAUAAGUAACAAUAGUAAUAAUAAUAAUAACAACAACUUGACUGACGCUCCUCCACAAUUUAAAAUUAUGCGUCGUUCAGCAGAAUCAAGCAGCCCAGCUUCUCGUAGUUCAAAUAGUGAUGAUCAACCAAAGGCAGAUAGAAAAAUUUUGACCUAUGAAGAAAGAAAAACAGCUUAUGAAGAAGCAAGAGCUCGUAUUUUUCAGGGCUUGGAAGAAAAGCAAUAAUCAUAAUCAUAGUCAUAAAUUAUUAAUAAAUAGGACACAUUUUUUCUUCUUCUUUUUUAUAUUUAUUAGUUUUAUUAUUAUUUCAUCCCUUCUCCCUAACAGCUUCAACUGACUGAAAUUAUAGCUAAGGCUUUUAUUAUUUUAGACAAUUAAUCAAUGUUAGAAGGAUGAAUGAGAUGGAAGGAAGGAAGGAAGGAAAAGAAAAGAUGUUGUGGUAAUCUAAAGGCAAAGUAGUUAUUUAAAAAGAUAUAUUAUAAAGAAGAAUGAUGGGCGAUAGAUAAUAAUAAUCUACUUUGAAAAGGAAUAAAAGUACAAUACUCGUAUUUAGUAAAAGCAUAGAUUAUUAUAGACUUUCACUAAAGCA